AUGAGUGAAUUGAGAAGCGAAAGAUUGAUUGAUAGGAAAUUAAAGUUUUUUGUAUGAAAAAUAUGAGUAAUCUUUGCGUGAUGGCGUUCUUGAAAUUUCCUAGAGAAUCCGUCUGAUUCCAAUCAGUGAAAUGCGGCGGCAACGGACCGAGUUCGGCCUCCAUGUUGUCGCCCGACGACUCAGGCUGACCGGACGUAUUUCUUGCCAAAGCAAGUCCAUCAGAAUUCCGGUUCCCCGCCCCGUCUUCUCCGAUGACGCCGGGGAGAGCGCACCACCACCUCCUCCUCCUUUCUUUCCUCGUCUUCGGUUCCUUCUCGGCUGUUUCCGGCGAUACCAACUACAUUCGUCACCGUCACCUCUCGCCUGCGUCCGCCCCCUUGCCGUCCCUCUUGACUUCCACCUCCUCCUCCGACGCGCCGUCCCGCCUCUUCGUCACAUUUGUCCUCGUCGUCUUCUUCAUGCUCGGUUUCAUUUCCAUCUACCUCUGCCGCCUCACCAUCGACCUCGUCAUCCUGUCGUCUCCGGGGCACCACGCCCAGGCGCACGGCAACCCCAGCAGCGACUCGGACGAGCCCUACGACGUCGGCCUCCACCCUAAGCUCAUCGCCUCGUUCCCCAUCUUCCCUUACUCUGCGGUGAAGGAAAUCCGGCCAGACUCGCCAAACCUCGAGUGCGCGAUAUGCCUCUCCGAAUUUGAAGGAGAAGACGUCUUCCGUCUGCUUCCAACCUGCGGUCACGGCUUCCAUCCGGACUGCAUCGACGGCUGGUUGGUCUCUCACUGCACCUGCCCUGUCUGCCGGUGCAACUUGAAUUCCGACGUCGAGGUGCGGUCGACGAUGCCGGUGUUUGCGGAGAUACGGCACGGCGGGCGGCUGUCGUUCAAGGAGGAAGAAAGCAGGAUGCUGAUGCAGUUUCACUCUGCACGAAGCAGCGUCUUAGGUCCUGGUGCUGGUGGGCAGAUGGCGGGGGGCAGUCGGCCGGAAUCCUCUUCCUACCGACGAUUUUCUGGCAUGGUUGCGGGGAAUUGUUUAGGCGAUGAGGAAGCCGGCGUGCCUCAUCGAUAAUGGCGCCGGGGAAGGUGCUCCAACCUGUGAAUAUUUUUGCCCUUUCUGUUUUCACGAGAAAUUGUAUCUGAAAGAGUUCAGAUUUUGUUUAUUGAUAUCGGACCGUUGAUCCUCGACAACGGACGGCCGACAAAAAAAAAAAAAAAGAACUCCGAUGACUCAUAUUUUUCAGGAUAAACAUAAAA
This is a messenger RNA of Nymphaea colorata (pocket water lily), 1249 nucleotides long. Its product is annotated as RING-H2 finger protein ATL29-like. The record is from RefSeq and is a predicted model, not a curated record. The transcript has a single exon. NCBI's taxonomy places the organism in Eukaryota, Viridiplantae, Streptophyta, Magnoliopsida, Nymphaeales, Nymphaeaceae. The coding region runs from base 252 to 1064 and encodes 270 amino acids.